This is a messenger RNA of Suillus discolor, 1561 nucleotides long. RefSeq names its product aspartic peptidase domain-containing protein. The record is from RefSeq and is a predicted model, not a curated record. Bases 186 to 1430 code for a protein of 414 amino acids. Gene Ontology annotation, molecular function: aspartic-type endopeptidase activity. NCBI's taxonomy places the organism in Eukaryota, Fungi, Basidiomycota, Agaricomycetes, Boletales, Suillaceae. Gene Ontology annotation, biological process: proteolysis. The transcript is spliced from 7 exons.
UUAUUAAGUACCUGUUUUGCUCUUGGUUUCAACUUAGCUUCUUUUAUUACCAAGAAGGACAAUACUCGCUUCUGCUCAGCUCAUUCGCGUAUAAAAAUCGGGACGAUGCAGGCCCGAAUCGUAUACCAGUACGCCCUUGCAGAGAUAAUUAUUUCACCCUUUCCAGUGGCACUACGCCGUUCACGAUGAAACUUGCACAUUCCUUUACAUAUAUCCUCGCGCUAUUGUCGCUGGUCGCUGGCUCACCGAUCCAGCAGCUGAACACCCAUGCUUCACGCCUGCCACUUGAGCGUAGGAACAAUCAAGUCAGUGUUGAGAGUCUCCAAGCACACCUUAAACAAGUCGCCGCGAAGUACCGUCGGGGAUUUGCGGCGUACGAGGCCAAUAAGGGACAUGCCCACCCGUUGAGCAUACCAUCUAGCUCAAAAACGAUGAAGCGAGGUGCUGGUAAUGUUCCUUUGAUGUCUCAAGAUGUCGAUUUGUGGUAUGCCUCGAUCGAUGUUGGCACGCCUGCGAAGACUUUCACAGUGUCCAUUGACACGGGCAGCGCGGAUCUCUUCCUUCCUUCUGUCAAUUGUGGUGAUAGCUGCGACGGUCACAAUAGAUAUGAUCCAUCCAAAUCCUCAACAGCUGUCGACCUUCACAAGCCAUUCUACCUUAGCUUUGGUGAAGGCGAAGUUGCGGGGGAACAAUUUGCUGACAACGUGGUAAUCGGAGGGUAUGAGGCUAAGGGACAGACCCUCGGGGCUGCACUAGCAUAUUCUCCAGACUUCUCAAGUGGUAAUUUCACACCUGACGGGCUUGCCGGCUUUGCAUUCGGGUCUAUAUCUGACUACCCAGCACCUCCGCUCUUUCAAACUCUCGUGGACAGUAGACAGUUGCAGGAAGAUGUGUUUGGUGUCAAACUUUCCGCCGCCCCCGGUGCAAGUGAACUAUAUAUCGGAGGAACCAACACAGCGCUAUAUCAGCAAGACACUCUAACGUAUACACCUGUAAUUAAACCAGGCUACUGGGAAGUCAAACUCGAUCAGAUAUCUCGAGCUGGCGUCCCUGUGGGGAAACCGGAGGCAUCAUCCAUCAUCGACACGGGAACAACUUUAAUCGUAGCGAAUAUGAAUGAUACCGCAUCCUAUUUUUCUGGCAUUGCUAACGUUACGUCGACGGUUGACGAAUCUCAGGUGAUUUAUUCAAUGCCAUGCGAUAUCAUUGAAAAAUAUGCGCCGACUCUCACCUUCGGAGGACAUCCGUUCACCGUGUCUGGGGACACAUUCAAUCUCGGGCCUGUCGAAGCGGGAUCCAGUGACUGUGUGGCUGGCAUCGCAGGCUCGGACGACGUUGACUUCUGGGUCGUGGGCGACGUGUUCUUGCAGAACGUGUACUCGAUCUUUGACAUGUGUAAAUUGCGAGUUGGGUUUGCGGAGCUGGCAUAAGCUCAUCAGAGCAUCUGAUGAGAGUUGUGGGAGAAGUUUUGAAUUAGAUAUUUGGCUAAUUCCAUGAGUAUUACAUGCGGACCUUCGACAGUACGGUGCAUACGUAUACUCUGAAUUGAUAUCAUUCGCGC